AAAAGAGAAGAAGAAAAAAAAAAGCUCGUGAAAUCGAAAGAGAGUUAAGUGACGUUAUGCCGAAAUAUAGAAGAGAGAGAGGGGGAGAGAGAGAGAGAGGGAGAGAAUGAUGUGUGGGGAGGAAGAAAGAAUAAGGUAUAACGUCACGCGACUCAACGUGGUCUCACUUCGAACGGGAGGCAGGACCCACUAGUUGUAAUUAUAGUUAUCUUCGCGAUGUUCUCGGAACGGUUUGUUCUCGACCCCUCCCAGUGCUUACCAAGAAACAAGAGGGAGAUAGACGAGCUGUUAAAUUCACAGAAGAAAACGAGACAGUGAGAUAGAGAUCGAGGAAGAGAGGGCGCGAAGAGAAAUCUGGAAAAGAGAGGGGGAGAGUGGGCCGAGGAUGAAAGUUACAUAUAUAUAUAGAGAGAGAGAGAGAAAAAGAAAGAGAGAGAGAGAGAGAGAAAGAAAAAGAGAAAGAAUUCAGAUCGCAGAAGAGAGAAGUUACAGUACACCGUAGUGUUGCCUAUCGAGAUAACACGUUUCUUGUGCAUCUAUAAAAUCUCAAGGAUUGAAGAUUAAAAGGAUUAAUCUGAGAGUAGCGCUUUGAUUGAUUAAAAGCUGUGUUUUAUAUCAGGAAAAAAUUCUUUCAUUAUCACUUUGUGACAAAUUCGUCCCGUGAUAUUUAACAAUGAAAAGAAUCGUUUUGAUUCUCGUUGCCAUUCUAUUUGUUUGUUUGAUCACCGGUAGACAUCACAGAGACAGUGACUACCUAAAUCACGUGCAAUUGGUAAACCAAUUUCGAUGUUCAUUGCCACAACCACGAGCAAUUCCCAUAGAAGAACUUCUUACAGUCGGACCCAGUCCAGAUGAAAUUUUCUAUCCUCCUUCAACGGUAUUAGCACGUUGCGGUGGGUCCGGAUGUUGUCCCGAUCCCAAACAGAUCUGUGCAUCGACCGAGACUAGAAACGUUAGUUUGGUAUUCAUGGUAAAACACCUCAUAGAUCGACAACGGGACAGGCACCAUGAGGUUAUUCAUGCUUUGGAAGAUACAAAAUGUGCUUGCAUAAAUACGAUCAAAAUCAAUAUGACCUAAUUUUUUCGUAAAAGUAUAAUAAAUAUAAUGCAGAUGUGUGAAUAUAUUUAUGUGUGGGUGUAUGUGUGUAUGUAUGUAUGUAUGUGCGUGCGUGUGCGUAUGUUUGUGUCAUUAUCAGUGCAUCAAUUAAUGAUGAUAAUUGCUUUAAAAACAUACAAAUUUAUAUGUAUCAUGUAAUCAUUCAUAUUAUAUAGUCGCUUGUUUUUAUCGUGGAUACUAUAUUCUCUAAAAAAUAUUACUUAC
Molecule: messenger RNA, 1321 nt
Organism: Vespa mandarinia (Asian giant hornet)
Lineage: Eukaryota; Metazoa; Arthropoda; Insecta; Hymenoptera; Vespidae
Biological process (GO): hemocyte migration
Cellular component (GO): membrane
Molecular function (GO): growth factor activity
Source: RefSeq, a predicted model, not a curated record